Suillus bovinus is the source of this 2109-nucleotide messenger RNA. Its product is annotated as TLD-domain-containing protein. The coding region runs from base 120 to 1862 and encodes 580 amino acids. The transcript is spliced from 5 exons. Gene Ontology annotation, biological process: response to oxidative stress. The record is from RefSeq and is a predicted model, not a curated record. Gene Ontology annotation, cellular component: nucleus. Lineage: Eukaryota; Fungi; Basidiomycota; Agaricomycetes; Boletales; Suillaceae.
UCCUAUAACAUCAAUUUUACUAAUCACAUCGUGUCCAUCAGGCUCUGGCGCAGCUUCUUGAAAAGUCAUAGCUAACUUGCACCUCAUGUUAUAAACUUGCAUAACACUACUGUAACGAAAUGACGAUGACCACUCAACCGCUUAUCCCCCUACCCUCUCAUGACCAUACGCGGCGGCCCUCCCAAAGGCCAAUUGCACAACCCCGACCAAUUUCUCCGCGCAUGAACCUACUCGAUGCAGCUGAGAUCGACCGUUUCGCCACUUUGUUCUCCCCCGCAACGCCCCCUGCAACCCCAACACCUGUCCUUCGUGAUCAGCCCCAAACAUCAGCUCGCCCACAGCACAAAAAUCGUGCGGCCAGCAUAGAUUCCGAAUUCGGUGCCUUUGUAUCGGUGCCCGCUGCUCAGGACCCGCUUUCAUUUGACUUUCCAGUGCUCGAACCUGCUGCCCUGAAGUCUCAGAGGCCUGCUAUCGCUGGGAACGCAAGCUUGCAUUACUUUGAUCAGUUCACCUCCAAUGCAAAAACGGCUUUCGAACAGAAUAGACGAGUCGUCCUCGAUGAGCUGCUGGAGCAUGAAGAUGAUCCUUUGUAUUUUCUUCGGGAGCACAGUCAACCUCCUUCAUCUCCCCUAUUCGAAUCUCAACCAACGUUGGCUCAAACUAGUAUCGUUACACAAUCACCGUCUCCAAUACCACAAACUGGGAACUUAAUUGAUGUAGAUAUCGAGCCUCCUCCUUCUCCCCCACACAAAUUGCCUGUGCUUGCUACGAGCGUAAUCUCUCCGUCUCCCAUAAACAUACGUGCACCUCUUCCUCCCCGUCUUAGUGAAGCGGCAUCCCCUCCAUCAGCACAUAUUCCUUCCACAUCAACGUCGUCGUCUCUCUCUUCCCCAGCCACUCCUCCAGCGCAUGCCACGCUAUCCCGCCUUUCCUCCGGCUGGGUCUCGGCGUUCUUGCCAUCUGCCCGAUCUAGACAAUCCACAGGAUCUUCUACGCCAACCUUGCUAAAUUCGACGCCUAGUAACGUACCUCAACCAACACACAUGCAUGUAACGCAUCAGACGUCCGGCAUCACGCGUGGCACCCCUUUCGCCAUUCACCCUUAUAUUCCACCAUCCGGUGCCCCUGGUUUCGCAGGCGAUCGGACCUGGGACAAGGGCUUCUCAGACUCACUCCAUGACGAGGAAAUGAGUGAAGUAAAGGGGGUGCCGGGAAAAGGGAAGAAGAUGGCUGGUCUUAAGCUUGUUGGAAGGAGAGAGGGCACAUCAGUGGUGCUGAGCGAAACCGUCGCAAAUCUUAUUCGACCCCACCUUCCAGCGCUCAAUCGUCUUCCGCGAACAUGGACUCUGCUGUACUCGCUCGAUCAACACGGUAUCUCGUUGAAUACGUUGUAUUCGAGAUGUGAACCCAAGUUGCCCUCGACGCCAGGCGCAACGAAAGGAGCUCUAGUUGUUAUCAAAGAUGCAAGAGAUGCGAUUUUCGGCAUGUGGAUGGGGGAUGGGUUGUGGUUGGAAAGAGGAGGAUACUAUGGGAGUGGCGAGUCCUUCCUUUGGAGAUACCAACAUCCUUCACAUUCUUCAAGCAAAGAGGACGCACUAGAUGAGGGGACGCUUGAUGUGUACAAAUGGACAGGGAGGAAUGAUUACGUUGCGCUCUGUGAGCCAGGGUUCAUAUCUUUUGGUGGUGGAGAUGGACACUACGGUCUUUACCUUGAUGCCUCCCUCCUUGACGGAUCUUCCGCACCGUGCCCUACGUUUGACAACCCUGUUCUGUGUUCUCGUGUGGAUGUUGGGGGCGUCGGCGUUAAGAAGGAUGUGAGCUUUGAGUGUGUAGGACUGGAGGUGUGGGGUGUAGGACCUUAAUUGCUGUCGUUUUGUGAGCUGCGAUUUCUGCUUGAUUCCCUUAUUUUCAUCUGGUUUCGAAGGCGAAUGUCAUUCUAAUCUAUUUCUGCCACCGAUAGAGGACGAAGCAUACACACUAAGUACAGCACAAUGAAAUCCACACCAGCCUCACAUCGUUAAUCUGAUGCGCCUUCGAGUCUUUUCAUCCGCCAUAAUCUUACAUUCCCACCACAUCCUUUCAGAUCCUUUCACGGUUGUAUCGUUUGUU